ACAUAGUCCGUGAAUCGAUAGUGUUGAAUAUUAGCUAUGAAUUCAAGAGCAUUAUUGAUAGCUUUGUUUAUCCUUUUAAAUAUUUCUCUAAUUGAUGCACAACUAGGAGAUUCAUGGUACUCGCAAGUCGAUGAAUUAAAUAGUCAAAGAGCAACCAUAAACUGUACUUUUCCAGAAGAAUAUAACAAAGCUGACAGAGAAUAUUGGAUUUUACCGAAUGGAACGCAAUUGCGUAUACCAUCGGUAAAUGGUCGAUUUCAGGUUGAAGAUGACGGUAAUUUAACUAUAAAUACCGUACAAAAGUUAGAUCUUGGAGUCUAUUAUUGCGUUUUUACAAACGAUACGAAUAUUAGGCUAAUUAAGCGUGGAAUCAAUAUUAAUGGUCCUUAUUUUAUUUCAACGUGGAGUGUAUACCGUAAAAGUACGAUAAUUGGAUGUUCGGCUUUUGGAGGAUAUAUAUUUCUUGCACUUUGUACAGCUCUACUAUAUCGUUUUAGAUGGCAAGGAGAUAAAGAAGACGAAGAUCCAUAUAAUUUUAAUGGUGAAAUAAAUCAGGCCUAUUUAAGAGAUAUACCUAUCGAGAGACUAGGGCCACCACUUGAUAAAGCUGACUACGACACAACUCGUAUGUAA
Messenger RNA from Dimorphilus gyrociliatus, 633 nucleotides. Lineage: Eukaryota; Metazoa; Annelida; Polychaeta; Dinophilidae. The record is from the annotation of a GenBank genome assembly.